CUCAAGUCUGGGGAACUAGUCACUCAGCCAGCAGCCCUUUCUUUCUUACCCUAGUCUCCAGUCCUCCAGUGUUCACAGGUGAGCUCCCCAACAGCCACUGGUCACGAUGGAGGCCAUCAAGAAAAAGAUGCAGAUGCUGAAGUUGGACAAGGAGAAUGCUCUGGAUCGGGCAGAGCAAGCUGAAGCCGAGCAGAAGCAGGCAGAAGAAAGAAGUAAACAGCUGGAAGAUGAGCUGGCAGCCAUGCAGAAGAAGCUGAAAGGGACAGAGGAUGAGCUGGACAAGUAUUCUGAAGCUUUGAAGGAUGCCCAGGAGAAGCUGGAGCUGGCAGAGAAGAAAGCAGCUGAUGCUGAGGCUGAGGUGGCCUCCUUGAACCGUAGGAUCCAGCUGGUUGAAGAGGAGCUGGACCGCGCUCAAGAGCGCCUGGCCACUGCCCUGCAAAAGCUGGAGGAAGCUGAGAAAGCUGCUGAUGAGAGUGAGAGAGGUAUGAAGGUUAUUGAAAACCGAGCCUUAAAAGAUGAAGAAAAAAUGGAACUCCAGGAAAUCCAACUCAAAGAAGCUAAGCACAUUGCAGAAGAGGCAGAUAGGAAGUAUGAAGAGGUGGCUCGUAAGUUGGUGAUUAUUGAGGGAGACUUGGAACGCACAGAGGAGCGAGCUGAGCUGGCAGAGUCCCGUUGCCGAGAGAUGGAUGAGCAGAUCAGACUGAUGGACCAGAACCUGAAGUGUCUGAGUGCUGCUGAAGAAAAGUACUCUCUAAAAGAAGACAAAUAUGAGGAAGAGAUAAAGAUUCUUACUGAUAAACUCAAGGAGGCAGAGACCCGUGCUGAGUUUGCUGAGAGAUCGGUAGCCAAGCUGGAAAAGACAAUUGAUGAUUUGGAAGAUAAACUGAAAUGCACCAAAGAGGAGCACCUCUGUACACAAAGGAUGCUGGACCAGACUCUGCUUGACCUGAAUGAGAUGUAGAGCACCCCAGUCCCAUCCUGCCGCUGCUCCUCCCUCUGACCCGACUCCGCUGAGGCCAGCCUGCCCGAAGCUGACCUUUAAACUGAGGGCUGACCUUUAACUGGAAGGCUGCUUUCUCCUUUCGCCACCUCUCCCACCCCCACCCCUGUGUCCUUUUCGCCAAACUGUCUCUGCCUCUCCCCAGAGAUUCCAUUUGGGCUAGAGGCUGAGCACCUUUGGGAACAACGUUUAAGGGAAUGUGAGCACAAUGCUAAGUGUCUUUAAAAGCAUGUUGUGAUGUACACAUUUUGUAAUUACCUUUUCUGUUGUUGUUGAUGUAGCAGCCAUUUGUAAAACAUUCCAGAUAAUUCCAUAAUUCUGAAGCAGCAGUCUAAUCCCUUUCUCACUUUUGGAAGGUAACUUUUCAGCUUAAUGCAUAUUGCCCUCUCCGUAGAGGAGGGGAAAAGGUAUGGGCCUGCCUUACAGAGAGCCAAACAGCCCAGAGGACUCCGUUUUGGGAAACCUUAUUGCUCUGUAAAAAGUACCCGCCAAACCAGAAAGGUGAUUCCAGAAGGAGUUAGCCAAAAAAAAAAAGCGCUGUUCAGGUUUUCAGCUUUACGGUAUCUUUGGGCAACUUCUUUUCCACCAGAAGUGACCAGAUGAAAUCAAGAUGGUGAGACCUCUGAGACCAAAUCCUUGUCCCAGCUCUCCCCUGUUCCCAGCCGCUCACAGAAUGGAUCAUGUGCCCCUUAUUUUGAGGCAACCACUUAUUUGCUCUCCCGCCUCCUUGAAAGAAAGGAAAGAAAAUUGUUUUACCACUGAUUUAGCCAUAUGAAACUCAUCUCAUCACCCUUUUCUGGGUCUGAAGCUGCUGUCUCUAAUAAAAGUGCCAUCUCAUUGUGCAUUGUAUCAGUUAGUGCUGGAGAAAUCUUGAAUAGCUUAUGUACAAAAUUGUUUUUAAAUUUUAUAUUAUUUUGAAACUUUGCUUCUUUGGGGUUGGGGCACACUGGUCACCCCAUCUGGCUGUGACAGCCCUCUACAGUCUGGGCUGGCAGUGUGCUGAUCUUUUAACGUUUCUUUCCCUACCCAGUCCCCCCUUUUUGGUGAGGUUUCAGUGAGGUCAGUUAGGUGUGCAUCCUACAGCUUAAUUGGCUUAAAAUGUACUCCCCUGUGGUGUGGUCUCUUUGGGGGCCGAUUGGGAGAAAGAAAAAACAAUAGUGUAACUGUUUUGAUACUGAACAUUGAUAAAUGUCUUUUUGAAAUAAAGAACCAGUCCCUCCAA
Molecule: messenger RNA, 2222 nt
Organism: Lagenorhynchus albirostris (white-beaked dolphin)
Lineage: Eukaryota; Metazoa; Chordata; Mammalia; Artiodactyla; Delphinidae
Gene: TPM3
Product: tropomyosin 3
Exons: 9
Coding region: 107-961 (284 amino acids)
Biological process (GO): actin filament organization; muscle contraction
Cellular component (GO): actin filament
Molecular function (GO): actin filament binding
Source: RefSeq, a predicted model, not a curated record